AUUUCUGCCUUAAAGAGUUGAUCUUUAGUUUGAAGUCAGGAAACCCUUUUUGCCUCGCCUGCCUUGUGACUGGGGAAUUUGUUCUCAGAGAGAGAUGAUGACUCCAUCUGUGGUCUUUGUCUUGUUGGCUGUUCUAGGACAGACCAGCGGCCAAGUUGCACCUAAUAUCGCUAGAGGCGGAAACGCAAUUCAGUCCUCCGUGCUUAAGGAUGGCGUCCCUGAAAGGGCCAUUGAUGGAAAUCGUGCUAGCAACUGGGCACAGAGAUCCUGUAUCCACACUAACAUUGAAUUAAAACCAUGGUGGAGACUAGACCUCCUGAACACAUAUCAGAUCAACAGUGUCACCAUCACCAACAGAGGAGAUUGUUGCCCCGAAAGAAUCAAUGGUGCUGAGAUCCGCAUUGGAGAUUCCCUCAAUGACAAUGGCAACGGUAACCCCAGAUGUGCUGUUAUCUCGUCUAUCACAGCUGGGACCUCCCAAACCUUUGUGUGUAAUGGAAUGAAAGGUCGUUAUGUAAACAUUGUGAUUCCUGGUAGACAACAGUACCUGACACUGUGCGAGGUGGAAGUCAAUGGUCAGCCUAAAGAUCCUAAUAUUGCUAGAGGCGGAAAUGCAACUCAGUCCUCCGUGCUUAAGAAUGGCAUCCCUGAAAGGGCUAUUGAUGGAAAUCGUGCUAGCAACUGGGCACAGGGAUCCUGUAUCCACACUAACAUUGAUUUAAAACCAUGGUGGAGACUGGACCUCCUGAACAAAUAUCACAUCAACAGUGUCACCAUCACCAACAGAGGAGAUUGUUGCCCAGAAAGAAUCAAUGGUGCUGAGAUCCGCAUUGGAGAUUCCCUCAAUGACAAUGGCAACGGUAACCCCAGAUGUGCUGUUAUCUCGUCUAUCACAGCUGGGACCUCCCAAACCUUUGUGUGUAAUGGAAUGAAAGGUCGUUAUGUAAACAUUGUGAUUCCUGGUAGACAACAGUACCUGACACUGUGCGAGGUGGAAGUCAAUGGUCAGCCUAAAGAUCCUAAUAUUGCUAGAGGCGGAAAUGCAACUCAGUCCUCCGUGCUUAAGAAUGGCAUCCCUGAAAGGGCCAUUGAUGGAAAUCGUGCUAGCAACUGGGCACAGGGAUCCUGUAUCCACACUAACAUUGAUUUAAAACCAUGGUGGAGACUGGACCUCCUGAACAAAUAUCACAUCAACAGUGUCACCAUCACCAACAGAGGAGAUUGUUGCCCGGAAAGAAUCAAUGGUGCUGAGAUACGCAUUGGAGAUUCCCUCAAUGACAAUGGCAACGGUAAUCCCAGAUGUGCUGUUAUCUCGUCUAUCACAGCUGGGACCUCCCAAACCUUUGUGUGUAAUGGAAUGGAAGGUCGUUAUGUAAACAUCGUGAUUCCUGGAAGACAACAGUAUCUGACACUGUGCGAGGUGGAAGUCAAUGGGAAACUAAUCUGAUUCUAAAACAAUUUUGUCAGUUCAUGUCCACUUAUUUUUAACGCUGGUAUAUGCAAGUUAGCGUAUUCGAUGUGUUCUGGCUUUGCAAACAUAGCAUAUUUUAAGUAAAACACUUGGCAUUGUCAUAUGGUCUAAAAUCAUCUGGCCAAAGGACUACAGUUGAAAAUUAGCCGGCUGGCUAACACUGGCACAUUUACAGAAAUGUUCAUUAAUGUGUGUUGUCCUUUAUAAAAUAAAGAAUAAGAAAAUCACAAGGUCAGACAAUCACAUGCUGAAGCUUUUAUGUAGAACUGACACAGAUGUUUGUAUAAUGCAUUAGUUAACAUAAGAAUAGGGUUAUAGAGGUUAUUGUUCAAAUUUAGACAGCGAGCAAAAGAGAUGGCUUCAGGAGAUACAGCUCUGUUAACUGAUCAUACCUACUAUUCUGUGCCAUGAAAGUGACAAGAGAUGCAUAAUUUAACAGAGCUG
Molecule: messenger RNA, 1915 nt
Organism: Sander lucioperca (pikeperch)
Lineage: Eukaryota; Metazoa; Chordata; Actinopteri; Perciformes; Percidae
Exons: 8
Coding region: 95-1447 (450 amino acids)
Source: RefSeq, a predicted model, not a curated record